AUGACGGACUCCAAGUACUUCACCACCACCAAGAAAGGGGAGAUAUUUGAGCUGAAAGCCGAACUCAACAGUGACAAGAAGGAGAAGAAGAAGGAGGCCGUGAAGAAGGUGAUAGCGUCCAUGACCGUCGGCAAGGAUGUCAGUGCUCUCUUCCCGGACGUGGUGAACUGCAUGCAGACGGACAACCUGGAGCUGAAGAAGCUGGUGUACCUCUACCUGAUGAACUACGCCAAGAGCCAGCCUGACAUGGCCAUCAUGGCAGUCAACACCUUCGUCAAGGACUGCGAGGACCCGAACCCCCUGAUCCGGGCUCUGGCCGUGCGCACCAUGGGCUGCAUCCGCGUGGACAAGAUCACGGAGUACCUCUGCGAGCCCCUGCGCAAGUGCCUGAAGGACGAGGACCCUUACGUGCGCAAGACGGCCGCCGUCUGCGUGGCCAAGCUCCACGACAUCAACGCCCAGCUGGUGGAGGACCAGGGCUUCCUGGACACCCUCAAAGACCUCAUCUCUGACUCCAACCCCAUGGUGGUGGCCAACGCAGUCGCGGCUCUGUCGGAAAUCGCUGAGUCCCCCCCGAGCAGCAACCUCCUGGACCUCAACCCCCAAUCCAUCAACAAGCUGCUCACGGCCCUGAACGAGUGCACGGAGUGGGGCCAGAUCUUCAUCCUCGACUGCCUGGCCAACUACAUGCCCAAGGACGACCGGGAAGCCCAGAGCAUUUGCGAGCGGGUGACGCCCCGGCUGUCACACGCCAACUCGGCGGUGGUGCUCUCGGCGGUGAAGGUGCUGAUGAAGUUCAUGGAGAUGCUGUCGAAGGACCUGGAUUAUUAUGGCACCCUGCUGAAGAAGCUGGCCCCGCCGCUGGUCACUCUGCUCUCCGCGGAGCCCGAGCUGCAGUACGUGGCUCUGCGCAACAUUAACCUCAUCGUGCAGAAGAGGCCUGAGAUCCUGAAGCACGAGAUGAAGGUGUUCUUUGUGAAGUACAACGACCCCAUCUACGUCAAACUGGAGAAACUGGACAUCAUGAUCCGCCUGGCUUCCCAGGCCAACAUUGCCCAGGUGCUGGCAGAGCUGAAGGAAUACGCCACGGAGGUGGACGUGGACUUCGUGAGGAAGGCGGUGCGAGCCAUCGGCCGCUGCGCGAUCAAGGUGGAGCAAUCGGCCGAGCGCUGCGUCAGCACCCUGCUGGACCUCAUCCAGACCAAAGUCAACUACGUGGUGCAGGAGGCCAUCGUCGUCAUCAAGGACAUCUUCCGCAAGUACCCCAACAAGUACGAGAGCGUGAUCGCCACCCUCUGCGAGAACCUCGACUCCCUGGAUGAGCCCGAGGCGCGGGCUGCCAUGAUCUGGAUUGUGGGCGAGUACGCCGAGCGGAUCGACAACGCCGACGAGCUGCUGGAGAGCUUCCUGGAGGGCUUCCAUGACGAGAGCACCCAGGUCCAGCUGCAGCUGCUGACGGCCAUCGUGAAGCUGUUCCUGAAGAAGCCCACCGAGACGCAGGAGCUGGUGCAGCAGGUGCUGAGCCUGGCCACGCAGGACUCCGACAACCCCGACCUGCGGGACCGCGGCUACAUUUACUGGCGCCUGCUCUCCACCGACCCGGUGGCCGCCAAGGAGGUGGUGCUGGCGGAGAAGCCCCUCAUCUCUGAGGAGACAGAUCUGAUCGAGCCCACGCUCCUGGACGAGCUCAUCUGCUACAUCGGGACGCUGGCCUCCGUCUAUCACAAACCUCCCAGCGCCUUCGUGGAGGGGAGCAGGGGUGUCGUGCACAAGAGCUUGCCCCCGCGAACGGGCUCGUGA
This is a messenger RNA of Pterocles gutturalis (yellow-throated sandgrouse), 1800 nucleotides long. RefSeq names its product AP-1 complex subunit beta-1. Gene Ontology annotation, biological process: intracellular protein transport; vesicle-mediated transport. Bases 1 to 1800 code for a protein of 599 amino acids. The record is from RefSeq and is a predicted model, not a curated record. NCBI's taxonomy places the organism in Eukaryota, Metazoa, Chordata, Aves, Pterocliformes, Pteroclidae. Gene Ontology annotation, molecular function: clathrin binding. Gene Ontology annotation, cellular component: membrane coat. The transcript has 12 exons.